UACAUUCAGAUUAAAUGAAUUCCCAUAAGUAUAUUUGUGUUAUUUUUGUAGCUAACUUGGAAGUUUCGAUAUGCUGAUAAACUGUGAAAAUGAAAGACUGCUGAAGGAAAACCAGCUUCAAUGACUAGAACCAAAUUCAGACAGAAUCUGCAGUAAUCGAGUACAUCCAUCUUUAGUGGUGGGAUCUCUCUAAAUGGCUCACACAGAGAGGGGAGAUGCUCCUGGGCUGCCUGAUUUCUCUCUGCUCAAAAGACUGGCCAGAGACCAGCUCAUCUUCCUGCUGGAGCAGUUGCCAGGGAAGAAGGAUUUAUUUAUUGAUGCAGAUUUGAUGAGCCCUCUUGAUCGAAUAGCAAAUGUCACAAUCCUGAAGCAACAUGAAGUCGACAAACUGUACAAAGUUGAGCUCAAGCCAAUUGCCAGCAGUUCAGACCAGCUGUGCUUCCUGAUACGUCCCAGAAUACAAACUGUGAAGUGGAUUUCAGAUUUGGUUAAUUCAGACAAAGUGGCUGGAAGAUUCAGAAGAUAUAAGAUCAUAUUUACCCCCCAAAAGUUUUAUGCAUGCGAGACGGUUUUGGAAGAGCAGGGAGUCUAUGGAGAUGUUACAAUCGAUGAGUGGAAUUUCUACAUUCUUCCUCUGGAUGAUGACAUCCUGAGUUUAGAGCUGCCUGAAUUCUUCAGAGACAACUUUCUGGAGGGAGACCAGCGCUGGGUGACCACUGCAGGAAGUGCACUACAUCUUUUACAGUCUGUCUAUGGUUCUUUCUCCAAAGUGUAUGGGAUCGGUAGAUGUGCCAAGAUGGUGUAUGAAUCCUGGAGGGAGCUAAUGGAGGAGGGGGAACAGAGAACAAGACAACCUGAAUUUGCAAAAGUAUUUCUUAUUGACCGAGAUGUGGACUUUGUUACUCCACUCUGCUCUCAAGUUGUUUACGAGGGAUUGGUAGAUGAUAUUUUCAAAAUAAAAUGUGGCAGUGUGGAGUUUGGACCUGAUGUCACUUCCUCUGACAAGAGCAUCAAAGUGAUGCUUAACUCUCAAGAUAAAGUGUUCAAUGAAAUAAGGAACGAGCAUUUCUCCAAUGUGUUUGGCUUUUUAAGUCAGAAGGCCAAAAAUCUUCAAACAGCUUAUGAUAAACGGCGUGGGAUGGACAUCCAGCAGAUGAAGGCAUUUGUUGCAGAUGAACUGAAAGGACUGAAACAGGAACAUCGUCUUCUCAGUCUUCAUAUCGGUGCAAGUGAAUCCAUGAUGAAGAAGAAAACCAAGCAAGAUUUCCAGGACUUGUUGAAGACUGAACAUUCAUUACUUGAAGGCUUUGAAAUCCGUGAAUGUAUCACCCACAUUGAAGAACAUAUCAACAGACAGGUGUCAAUGAUUGACAGUCUUAGACUCCUUUGCCUGUUGUCCAUCACAGAAAAUGGUUUUUUGUCCAAGGACUAUAAAUCUCUUAAAGCUCAGUACCUUCAGAGUUAUGGUAUAGAGCACCUGCUGACGUUUGCAAACCUGAGGCAGCUGGGUUUGCUGGAAGAACAGCAAGCAGGAGAAACACUGACAGUCAUGGAGAGUAAAGUUGGGAAACUUGUCACUGAUAAGACUGUAGGGAAGCUGACGGAUGCCUUUUCCUCACUGGCUAAGAAAAGCAAUUUUCGAGCUCUGAGCAAAAGACUAGCUCUGGUACCAAAGUCUGGUGAGGAAUAUGAUCUUCGCGUUCCGCGAGACAUGGCAUAUGUUUUCAGUGGUGCUUAUAUUCCUCUGAGCUGCAAACUGAUCGAACAGGUUUUGGAGAGAGAUGGUUGGACAGGUCUGGAGGAGGUUACACGCAUGCUGAAUGGACAGGAAUUUGCUGUAACAGGUGGCAGUAGUAGUUCAGAUGCCAGGAACAAAACUGAUGCUCAAAGGAUUGUUCUGGUGAUGUUUCUUGGUGGCUGCACCUUCUCAGAGAUCUCUGCACUCCGGUUCCUUGGCAAGGAAAGAGGUUGCAGAUUCAUAGUGGUCACUACAGCCAUCACAAACAGUGCACGGCUUCUGGAAGCAUUACUGGAUAACAGUGCUUGAGUCUGAGAAAACUUUCCACAAGAGGACACUUAAUGAUCAGUUCCAGGAGAGGGCGAAAAGGACAGAAUAUGCCCUAAUUAUCCCGGGCAUUAAAAUCAUCCCAAAACGAAUGUACUUUUAGAGGGGAUAGUAGAUCUUAAAGGGAUAGUUUAACCAAAUAGGAAAAUUCUGCCAUUUUUUUUACCAAAUCCUUAUGUGUUUUCAAACCUGUAUGACUUUCUUUAUUUUGCAGAACAUAAAAA
This is a messenger RNA of Carassius carassius (crucian carp), 2289 nucleotides long. It is a transcript of the gene vps33b, whose product is annotated as VPS33B late endosome and lysosome associated. NCBI's taxonomy places the organism in Eukaryota, Metazoa, Chordata, Actinopteri, Cypriniformes, Cyprinidae. Bases 194 to 2047 code for a protein of 617 amino acids. The record is from RefSeq and is a predicted model, not a curated record. Gene Ontology annotation, cellular component: lysosome; CORVET complex. The transcript has 24 exons. Gene Ontology annotation, biological process: vesicle-mediated transport; intracellular protein transport.